This is a messenger RNA of Microsporum canis CBS 113480, 1038 nucleotides long. Its product is annotated as Atpbd1b protein. Gene Ontology annotation, cellular component: cytoplasm. The transcript has 3 exons. Gene Ontology annotation, molecular function: GTPase activity. The record is from RefSeq and is a predicted model, not a curated record. Bases 1 to 1038 code for a protein of 345 amino acids. NCBI's taxonomy places the organism in Eukaryota, Fungi, Ascomycota, Eurotiomycetes, Onygenales, Arthrodermataceae.
AUGCCGUUCGCGCAGCUGGUGAUCGGCCCUCCUGGGUCCGGGAAAUCAACAUACUGCAAUGGAAUGCAGCAGUUCAUGUCUGCCAUUGGCAGGAAAUGCUCUAUUGUCAAUCUUGAUCCAGCUAACGACCAGACUUCAUACACGCCAGCAGUAGACGUGCGAGAGCUCGUCACGCUAGAAGAGAUCAUGAAGGAAGAUACUCUUGGUCCCAACGGGGCUGUUUUGUAUGCGCUAGAGGAGCUUGAGGAGAACUUCGACUGGCUCGAAGAAGGGCUACAGAACCUCGGAGAUGACUAUGUCCUGUUCGAUUGCCCCGGCCAAGUGGAAAUAUUUACGCAUCACGGCUCACUCCGCAACAUGUUCUUCAAGAUUCAAAAGCUUGGGUAUAGACUAGUUGUUGUACACCUGGUUGACUCUUACAACCUCACUCUCCCAUCCAUGUACAUCUCCGCUCUGCUGUUAUCACUCCGGGCGAUGCUUCAGAUGGACCUCCCCCAUCUCAACGUUCUCACCAAGAUUGAUAACCUCAGCAAAUACCCCCCCCUUCCGUUUAAUCUGGACUUCUACACCGAAGUCCACGACCUCUCCCACCUUAUACCGCAUCUGAACGAGGAGGCGCCGUGGCUGGCGAAUUCCAAGUUCGAUGCACUAAAUUCCGCCAUCGUUGAGUUGGUGCAGGAUUUCAGCCUGGUAGGAUUCGAGACCUUGGCAGUCGAGGAUAAGAAGAGCAUGAUGAGCUUACUUCAUGCGAUUGAUCGCGCGGGCGGAUAUGCAUUCGGAUCCGCAGAAGGAGCUAACGAUACAGUCUGGCAAGUCGCAGUUAGAGAAGGCAUGGGAGUGAUGGAUGUAAAGGAUGUACAGGAGAGAUGGCUAGAUGCGAAGGAUGAGUGGGAUGAGAAAGAGAGGCAGGACUGGGAGGCUGAGGCCAAGGCUAGGGAGGAAGCAGCGUCGAGGGACGACGUCGGCAUGGACAUAGAUGACUUGAUGUCGAAUAUUCCGCCCAACAACGGCAUAAAGGUUGUAAGGAAAAACAAAUAA